Molecule: messenger RNA, 903 nt
Organism: Lodderomyces orthopsilosis Co 90-125
Lineage: Eukaryota; Fungi; Ascomycota; Pichiomycetes; Serinales; Debaryomycetaceae
Product: protein disulfide isomerase
Exons: 1
Coding region: 1-903 (300 amino acids)
Biological process (GO): response to endoplasmic reticulum stress
Cellular component (GO): endoplasmic reticulum lumen
Molecular function (GO): protein-disulfide reductase activity; protein disulfide isomerase activity
Source: RefSeq, a predicted model, not a curated record
AUGUACCUUUCAUACCUACUAUCGUUAUUUCAAAUACUUCUCCUUGUUACUGCAAGAGCACAAGCAGAUGAGUAUACAAAUGAUCCAAACAUUUUCGAGUUGACUGCGUCUAACUUUGAUAAAGUUAUCCACGGCUCAAAUUAUACCUCAAUAGUUAAAUUUUAUGCACCUUGGUGUGGUUAUUGUCAACAAUUGAAACCAAUAUGGAGAAAGUUGGGUAAGGCUGUGGGUAAAGACUCCAAGCUCAGUGUCAAUGUAGCUGCAGUCAACUGUGACAAAGAUUACAACAAACCACUUUGUGCCCAAUAUCAAAUCAGUGGAUUCCCAACCGUUAUGGUUUUUAGGCCACCUAAAUAUGACAAGGCUAAAGUAUUGAAUGGUAAGAAGCUGAGGCAUGCAAGUGAAGCAUAUAAUGGUCAGCGGACAGUGAAGGCGAUGCUGCAGUUCUUGGGAUCCAGGUUGAAGAACUAUGUUAAAAAGGUGCACAAUUUAGACAGUGAUUUAAUCAAAUGGAUUAGCGAUGAUUCCGACAAAACUAAGGUCCUUCUCAUUACAAAGUCCAAUCUGAUUAGUCCGUUGUUGAAAUCAUUGGCAAUCGAUUUUCUUACCAAAGUGGAUUUUGCAAUGUAUGGAAAAUAUAAUGAUCAACCAAAGAGUAUCGAAAUCGACGGUAAGCUGGUGGAUAUUCCAAAAAAGGACUCGUCUUCUUUGCUCUACUUUGAUAAAGAAAAGGGCAAGUUCAUCGCCUACGAUGCAACAGAAAAAUUGGAUGAUAAAACCCAAAUAUCAAAAUGGAUUAGAACUGUUGCUCAAAUCGACCCAGUGGAAGGACCAUUAUCUAAAAGAGGUAAAAAAUUAUUAAAAUACAAGGGCAAGAAGAAAGUCGAACACGAUGAAUUGUAA